AUGCUUCCCACUCCAUCCAUUCCAAAAACCCUAAAACCUUCAUUUCAUCUUCCAUUUCUCGCCAUGAAGGACCGCCCCUCUCUGUCCUCCCAUGGCGCCAUCUACGUUCCUCCGCACCACCGUCUCCGCUCCGUCAUCACCUCCGCUAACUCCCUCACUCCAGUUUCCGCCAAGCUCCGCGAAAAUCUCACAACCACACCUACCACUCUUCAAACCACCUUAUCAGAUAACAAGACGAAAUCGCGCUUUGUUUCUGCUUACGACGACGUCGUUUCCGAAGUUGAAGUUCCUUCACUACCGAGUGGUUUCCCCAAUGAUAUCAUGCAGGAGUGGAAGCCAAAAUUUACAAUGCUCUUGAAUGAUGAGAGUAAGCAAGAGUUGAUUUCAAGGGAGAAAAAAGAUAGGCGUGAUUUUGAUGAAAUAUCACUUUUGGCUAGUAGAAUGGGGUUGUAUAGCCAUAUGUAUUCCAAGGUUGCUGUCUUCAGUAAGGUGCCACUUCCCAACUAUAGAUAUGAUUUGGACGAAAGGAAGCCUCAGAGGGAGGUGAGCAUGCCUAUCACUGUGUUCAGGCGGGUUGCUGCACAUUUUGAGGAAUAUCUUAGUCGAAAGCCCAGGAUAAACAAAAGCUUUUCAGAUUUGUCAAGCAGUGAUGGUAGUAUUGGUACAGAUGAAGGGCUUUUUGAACAGCCUGAGCCGCUAUCAUCCAGUAAGGCUGUUGUGGAGAAAAUUCUCUGGCAGAGAAGCCUACAAAUGCGGGAUGUGCAACAAGCUUGGCAGGAGUCAUCUGAAGGAAAAAUAAUGCUAGAAUUUCGUAGAAAUCUCCCUGCUUAUAAAGAGAAAGAAGCAAUAUUAUCGGUCAUAUCAAAGAAUCAGGUAGUCAUCAUUUCAGGCGAAACAGGUUGUGGCAAGACAACACAAAUUCCUCAAUUUAUUUUGGAAUCUGAGAUAGAAUCAGUUCAUGGAGCUGCUUGUAAUAUUAUAUGCACACAGCCAAGACGCAUUUCAGCCAUGUCUGUUUCGGAAAGGGUUGCUUUUGAGAGAGGGGAGAAAUUGGGUGAAUCUGUUGGAUAUAAAGUUCGACUGGAGGGAAUGAAAGGGAGAGAUACCCACCUUCUCUUUUGCACAACAGGCAUCUUAUUAAGAAGAUUACUGGCUGAUAGAAACCUUAAAGGUGUAACUCAUGUUAUUGUGGAUGAAAUUCAUGAACGUGGGAUGAAUGAAGAUUUUCUGCUUAUUGUCCUUAAAGAACUCCUUCCUCAUCGACCCGAACUCAAACUGAUUUUGAUGAGUGCUACCCUAGAUGCAGAGCUCUUCUCUUCGUAUUUUAACGGGGCUCCAAUAGUGAAUAUAUCGGGCUUUACACACCCUGUUAGAACUCUCUUUUUGGAGAACAUUCUUGAAACGAUGGGCUAUCGAUUGACCCCUUCUAAUCAAAUUGAUGAUUAUGGCCAAGAGAGGUUGUGGAAAAUGAACAAACAGGCCCCAAGAAAGAGGAAAAGUCAAAUUGCUUCUGCCGUAGAGGAUGCAAUUAGAUCUGCUGAUUUCAAAGAUUACAGCCUUCAGACACAAGAGUCUUUGUCGUGUUGGAAUCCUGACUGUAUUGGUUUUAGUCUCAUAGAAUAUAUUCUGUGCAAUAUUUGUGAGGAUGAAAGGCCUGGCGCUGUUUUGGUUUUCAUGACUGGUUGGGAUGAUAUCAACUCUCUGAAAGAGAAGCUCCAAGCACAUACUGUCUUGGGAGAUCCAAACCGUGUUUUGUUACUUGCAUGUCAUGGCUCAAUGGCUAGUUCAGAGCAAAAAGUAAUAUUUGAAGAGCCCGAAGACGGAGUGAGAAAAAUAGUGCUAGCAACAAAUAUUGCCGAAACGAGUAUCACAAUAGAUGAUGUUGUUUUUGUUCUGGACUGUGGAAAAGCAAAAGAAACAUCAUAUGAUGCACUGAAUAAUGCACCUUGUUUGCUUCCUACAUGGAUCUCUAAGGCUUCUGCUCAUCAAAGAAGAGGAAGAGCUGGCCGUGUUCAACCUGGAGAGUGUUACCAUCUCUAUCCUAGAUGUGUAUAUGAUGGUUUUGCAGAGUAUCAAUUGCCAGAAAUUUUGAGAACACCUUUGCAGUCUCUCUGUUUACAAAUUAAAAGUCUAAGACUUGGAAGUAUAUCUGACUUCUUGUCUAGGGCUUUGCAGUCUCCUGAGAUACUCGCGGUACAAAAUGCAGUUGACUAUUUAAAAAUAAUUGGGGCUUUGGAUGAGAAUGAGAAUCUGACAGUUCUAGGACACUAUUUGACAAAGCUUCCUAUGGAACCCAAACUUGGCAAGAUGCUUAUAUUAGGUGCUAUCCUCAAUUGCCUGGAUCCCAUAUUAACUGUUGUUGCUGGUCUUAGUGUGAGAGAUCCUUUUCUAACACCACUAGAUAAAAAAGAUCUUGCCGAGGCGGCAAAAUCUCAAUUCUCUGGUGCAUACAGUGACCACCUAGCACUUGUGCGGGCUUAUGAGGGUUGGAAAGUUGCUGAGGUAGACCUGGGUGGAUAUGAAUAUUGUUGGAAAAACUUUCUUUCAUUUCAAUCCAUGAAAUCUAUUGAUGCUCUUCGGAGGGAGUUCAAAGGCAUGCUUAUAGAUAUUGGAUUAGUUGAUAGCAACACAACAAGCUGUAACACAUGGAGCUAUGAUGUGAAUCUUAUCCGGGCAGUUAUUUGCUAUGGUCUAUAUCCUGGAAUUUGUUCUGUGCUGCAUAAUGAGAAGUCUUUCACUUUGAAAACAAUGGAGGAUGGUCAAGUGCUCUUAUAUUCGAACUCGGUUAAUGCUCGUGAAACUAAAAUUCCAUAUCCAUGGUUAGUUUUUAAUGAGAAGAUAAAAGUGAACUCAGUUUUUCUCCGUGACUCAACAGCCGUUUCUGAUUCAGUGGUGCUUUUGUUUGGUGGAAGCUUAUCAAAAGGAGAUGCUGAAAAUCACAUAAAAAUGUUAGGAGGAUAUCUGGAGUUUUUCAUGGAACCUACUGUUGCUGAUAUGCAUCAGAGUAUAAGGAGAGAACUUGAUGACUUCAUUCAAAGCAAACUACUUUCUCCAACAAUGAGCAUACACUCGCAUCAUAACCUCCUAUCCGCGGUACGGUGUCUGAUUUCCAUUGACUCGUGUGAAGGCAGAUUUGUAUUUGGUCGCCAGGUCCUUAAACCAUCAAUGAAAUCCGUGAUCCCCUCACACCCAGCAUCAUCGGUUUCAAGGACAGAGAGUGGACCUGGGGGUGAUAAUCCUAAAAGUCAGCUCCAAACCCUGCUUACAAGAGCAGGAUAUGCUGCACCUGUCUACAAGACUAAACAAUUGAAGAACAACCAGUUUCGAUCUUCAGUUGAGUUAAACGGAGUGGAGAUAAUGGGUCAACCUUGUAGCAAUAAAAAGAGUGCAGAAAAAGAUGCUGCAGCUGAAGCGCUGCAAUGGUUAAUGGGCAAGCAAGCUGGCUGUGAAUAUAUCGAUCACAUGUCGAAGUUGCUGAAAAAAAGUAAGAAGGAUCACAAUUAA
Messenger RNA from Lathyrus sativus (Indian pea), 3504 nucleotides. NCBI's taxonomy places the organism in Eukaryota, Viridiplantae, Streptophyta, Magnoliopsida, Fabales, Fabaceae. The record is from the annotation of a GenBank genome assembly.